Penicillium cosmopolitanum is the source of this 1476-nucleotide messenger RNA. RefSeq names its product FMN-dependent alpha-hydroxy acid dehydrogenase. The transcript has 4 exons. Lineage: Eukaryota; Fungi; Ascomycota; Eurotiomycetes; Eurotiales; Aspergillaceae. The record is from RefSeq and is a predicted model, not a curated record. Bases 1 to 1476 code for a protein of 491 amino acids. Gene Ontology annotation, molecular function: heme binding; oxidoreductase activity.
AUGACCGAUCAGAAACUCCUCUCGACCCAACAGAUCUCGACGCACAACUCACCAGAUGAUUGCUGGGUCGUUGUAGACAAGCAAGUGUGGGAUGUUACAGACUUCUUAGAAGAACACCCCGGCGGAUCAACCAUCAUCCUAAAGUACGCCGGCAACGACGCAACAGAAGCCUACUCCGAAGUCCACGCCCCCAGUGUCAUGAAAACCAACCUCCAAGCCGACAAAUUCAAAGGUGUCCUCGAUGAAUCCACAAUCGACGCCGAAUGGGCCAAGCCAUCAACAGUAACAGCCAAGACACUCCCAGACAAUGAGAAACCCCCACUAGGCACACUGAUAAACUCGCACGACUUCGAAGUCGUCGCAUCCAAAACCGCCAACAACAAAACCUGGGCCUUCUACUCCAGCGCCGCAACAGAUCUAAUCACACGCGACGCUAAUAAAUCCUGCUUCGACAGGAUCUGGUUUCGACCACGGGUUCUGCGCAAUGUGCGCGCAGUCGAAACUCGCACCAAAAUACUAGGCGGCGACUAUAAACUCCCGCUCUUCGUUAGUCCGGCGGCAAUGGCAAAGCUGAUCCACCCGGAGGGCGAGUGCGCGAUUGCACGAGCUUGCGAGAGUAAAGGCAUUAUGCAAGGUAUCUCAAAUAAUUCCUCAUACACCAUGGACGAACUACGCACCGCCGCUCCAUCCACAGACUUCUUCUUCCAACUAUACGUAAACCGCGACCGCGAAAAGUCCGCCGCCCUCCUACGCCAAUGCUCCGCAAACCCGAACAUCAAAGCAAUCUUCGUCACCGUAGAUGCGGCCUGGCCCGGCAAGCGCGAAGCAGACGAGCGCGUCAAAGCCGACGAAAGCCUCUCAGUUCCGAUGUCGCCGUCGAAAGCGCAGAACGACAAAAAGGGCGGCGGGCUCGGCCGAGUGAUGGCCGGAUUCAUCGAUCCGGGACUCACAUGGGAAGAUCUGAAAUGGGUGCGUCAACACACGCACAAACCGGUUUGUUUGAAGGGUGUUAUGAGUGCGGAUGAUGCGCGGAUGGCGAUGGAGGCGGGAUUGGACGGGAUUCUACUGAGUAAUCACGGUGGACGGAAUCUGGAUACGAGCCCGCCGUCGAUUAUUACGCUGUUGGAGAUUCAGCGGCGGUGCCCGGAGGUUUUUGAGAGGAUGGAGGUUUAUGUUGAUAGUGGGAUUCGGCGCGGGACGGAUAUUCUUAAGGCAGUUUGUCUUGGGGCGACGGCUGUGGGGAUGGGGAGGAGUAUGCUUUUUGCGACGAAUUAUGGGAAGGAGGGUGUUGAGCAUUUGGUUGAUAUCAUGCAAGAUGAAUUGGAGACGGCGAUGCGGAAUAUCGGUAUCACCUCGUUGGACCAGGCUUCGCCGGAUCUGUUGCACACGGGGGAUGUCGAUCACCUAGUGCCUACUACGGCCUCACACCCGUAUGCUCGGGGGGUUGCAAAGGGGCGACGCGGUGCCAAGCUAUAG